AUGCAACCUCUCUUCGCUUUGAACACGGGCAUGGACAACUUUGCUAACUUCCUUCCUCCCCCAAUCACUUCAUCUACCGGUUCUGGCAAAAAUUGCCUCAUAGAAAAUGAUCCCUUCAGUCCUGUUCCUUCUACAGAUGCAUUUGCUGUCUCAUUCGGGUCAUCUUCAAUCGGGGCUUCCCUCGAUCCAUUCGAAGCGGAUCCUUUCGCACCCUCCAGCUCUGAUCCCUUCUCUCUCCAAGUUAAAUCCUCUGAUCAUUCCAAGACCAGCUUUGAUCCCAACAAAUUCGAUGCUAUAUUCGGAAGCGCACCUUCUGAAUUAACCGACUAUCCCUUUACAUCCACUCGUGGUAGUAACAACGGAAAUUCUACCACCGGAGUAGGAAGUAGGAAAAUCCCCCCGCCUAGACCGGCUACUCAACCAAGUGUGGUUCUGAGCAAAUCAAACAAGAAAUCCCCUCCUCAUCAUCACAAGUCAAGCGGUGGUCUCACAGUGGCUCCAAAGUCGACCUCAAACAGUAAUGAGUCGCCUAAAAGUCGACUUCGCGGAGCUUUCGGUAAAGUGGGGGCCAUCGGAAACGGUUCCCGCAACAGUGGCGCCUUCCGAAGUGUUAGUAGUAACGCUGGCACUCGGGAUAAUACCUUGAUAGCUUCCGCCUCAAUAAAUGAGGCGGAGCAAAUUCUUUGGGCCACCAGAGAGUCUAGAAGAGCUGCUAAAGCCGAGGAGGAGUUGAGAGCUAAAGAAGAGGCGGAUCUUGAGUUAGCUAUACGACUUUCACGACUUGAAGCUCUGGCAAAAGGAGUAUCUUAG
This is a messenger RNA of Rodentolepis nana, 810 nucleotides long. The record is from the annotation of a GenBank genome assembly. Lineage: Eukaryota; Metazoa; Platyhelminthes; Cestoda; Cyclophyllidea; Hymenolepididae.